UCGGCGCUUCAGUUUCCCGCUGUCUCUAGACCCGUGAACUUCGUUGUUCGCUGCUGCAGCAACGCGAGAGAAACGAGCUUCUGUACACAAUCCAUAUAGCCGGUGCGCUUGAAACGUGAGAUCGCCCUCUCUCACCGCCUCGUAUUAUUGGCCCAGCGCCGUUGCCGUCGCGUGCACUGACGAAUUUGCGCGUUUCGGAAGAAAGAAGUCGAAAAAACGGUGGCUUUUCCUUCUCUGCUUUCGCGAGAUACUUAUAGACACUUAUAUCCGCGCGCGAUCGCGAUGUGAGCUUCUCGAGUUCGCGCUGCAGCUGGAGAGUUCUUUCGUUUUUUGGUUGGUCCCAGUGUUUUCUUGUCUGUGUGAGUCCACGUUUAUAUACAUCUAUAGAGCGAAGAAGAAGGAAGGAAGGGGAGAUACUCGGAGAGAUACCUCAGAGCCGGCUGUAAUAGAGGACGGAGAGCAUCGCUGAGGAAAGAUGCCGGGUGAAACACGAUUGAGGCACCUGCUGUUGCUCGGGAUUCUGCUGUGCUUUUCCGAGCUUACGGGCUCGGCGAGAGCACAGUGCGGUCCAGCCGCAGCGGAACAGAGCAGGCUGGAGCGGCAGAACAAGCUGGCCAUGUACAAGGUCACCCUGAAGACCUACUGGUCGAGAGCACGAUUCCCAAGGCACUACCCGGAGUGGAGGCCGCAAGCUCAGUUCGGCAAGUUAGUCGGCCGAACCCACGACCCCAGCUACGUGCUCUACCGGCUGGGCCAGAGGCUAUCGGCCGGCGCGCGGCAGUACGUGGAGACCGGGAGGACGGACGCGCUUGACACGGGCGCCGACUUCCCCAACACGCUGCACGCGUUCACCGGGCCGGCCGUGCCCCAGGGCGAGGGCAGCAGCACGGCCAGAGCCUUCCUCGACGGCAACCACACGCUUGUCAGCGUCUUCGCCAGGAUCAACCCCAGCCCCGACUGGUUCGUCGGCGUCGACUCCUUCCAGCUUUGCGUCGAGGGCAACUGGGUAGACACCGUCACCGUCGAGCUGGAUCCGCUAGACGGCGGCACGGACAACGGCUUCACGUUCACGGCGGUAAAUUGGCCGACGCAGCCCCAAGGAAUCGCCUACAGGAUCACAUCGCGCUAUCCCGCCCAUCCCGCCGGGAGCUUCUACUACCCGAAUCUACCCCGUCUGCCGCCCAUCGCCACGCUCACCUUCACCAAGCUGCGGGAGUACACCCUAACGGAGACGUACCACGAGGACGACGUGGAAAUGGAAUUCGUCAGCAGCGAGAAUCUACUGUCGAACGGCGUAGCUGGCUACUCGGGGCCGACCCCCCGAGGAAUCGAUCCGAACCGAGACUUGAGCGAGGCCAUAGCCGAGGAGCGCAGGGAGAUGGAAACCCAGAGAUACAGUAGAUACUGGACGCCCAACAACGGACGCGAAGAGCAGCAACAGCAGCAACUGACAGGACAGGCCAGUAAGGCCGCGAUAAUCGACAGCAUCGCCUCAUCCUACGGGAACAUCGAACGCGGCCGAGUAGCAGCGACACCUCCUACAACGACGACGACAACGACGACGACGACAAUCAGCGCACCUGAGCCAAAGCAGUCCUGGCCAUACUACCAGGCGGCGAGGACAAGUGCACAGGCGCAAAAGGCCCACAUCUACGAGGAUAUCCAGAGGAAGAUCGUCAAUGUCACUGUUGGUAACGGCAAAGCCAUAUCCGCCUGGAGAAACGCGACGAGUAACUCGAUCGAUCACCAGCGCAGGUAUCGGGACAAGCACCAGAGAAAGCGACCGAAGACUCGACCGCCAAGGGACUGCGAGGUCGGCGAAUGGGGCGCCUGGAGCGCGUGCAGCCGUAGCUGUGGAGUUGGCGAGACGCAGAGGACGCGACGGGUGGUGAUAAAACCGCGUCGAAGUGGCAAAGCAUGUCCGCCCCUGAAGGAGACCAAGUGGUGUGGAAGCAUCAGUCCGUGUCCCGAAAGCAGUACCAAACUUGACACCUCGGCUUCUUAUCACUGGUAGUCGAGAUAGGCAAGGCCAUAGGCCGACGAGUAUGCGUUAGCGUCUUCCAAAUCAGGAACUAUCUGGGAUGAUGACGGACGAUGGUAACGAUGAUAAUAAUAAUGAAGAUCACCUUCCGAUCUGAUGGGGAUCGUGAGGAUGUGUAACGUGCGCACAGUUAAAAAUAUCUGCACAAUAAUACUUACACUUUGUACAUUAAGAGUAAUGUGACUGGUGUUCGCGGAAAUUGAAUGCAUAUUAACACACAAUUCAAGGGUUUUACAUUCAAUGCUAAUACAACGUGCGCCGUAUUGACAUUUUCAGCAAAAUGAAAUUCAUACACCAUUCAUUAAAAUUCACAUUGUUUGCAUUUAAUGUAUAAUUCUGAACUCAAAAGUAGUACAUUAACGUUAAAAAGUUAAUCAAUUUAUUAAUCAUAACUAUAUACCUCCGUUUGUAUACUCCGUAAAAUCCUAAUUAACAAAAGUCCCUGCUAUUUUAAAAGAUCGAAUGAUAUGGAUUGUAUUUUUUUCAAAAAGCAUAAACUAUAGAAAUGAUAAAAUUUUUCACUACCUGUUUGAAAAAAAUAAUUAUGUAAGAUAUUCAAAAUCACUGAUGAUGCUAACUAGGGAAUAACAGAGCUUCUGGUUUACCAAUCUUGCUUAAAAUUGUUUGCUUCUUUCGAUACAAAACUAUUUGCAGGGGUUCCGCUGAAUCCGGGCAUCCGGGCCCUUGAAACCGGAUGUAUUCUCAGCUUUAAUUUUUUAUGCAUGUAUGUUCUAAAAUGAUAUUUACAGAUAUAUUCUGCACAUAUAUCGAGCAGUAAAUAUCUUCAACUACCAAGGCCAGUGGAACAGAAUCUUAGUGAGGCCUUAAUGUUCCCUCAUAAGUGUUCUGGGUGUUCAAAAUGUUUAUGACUAAGCGUCGAGAGUCUACAAGAUCCAGGUAAUUUUUGGUUCGUUCGUGAUGAUAAAAACGUUGCGUAAAAAAGAAAAAUGUAAGUAAAUACAUUAUGUUUGCUUAUAUAAAGUGAAUUCGAUCGGAUUUUAUUUAAAAAUAAAAUAAAUUUGAUUGGGUUUUAAUUUGUGCAAGAAAUUAAGAAACGUAAAAAAAUACGUAAAAAAAUUACGUAAAAAAUUUCCGAAUUCAGGGAAAGUAAAAACACUAGAAUUCAGUUUAAAAAUAAAAACACAAACAUUUUUAUUUUGAUUCCUAUUACACAGCUAGUCAAAGUAAACAUCAAAGAUUACGCAUUCGAUCAUUUUAAUAAAUCGGCAUGAAUGUAAGAAAUCUAGUAUAAAUAAUGUAAAUAAUUGCGUAAACAUAUUCUCAAUUAUGUACUACGAUCGCCUGAUGUUUACUUGUAUAAACUGUAUAAGAACCUAAUAUAAAAUAACUCAGAGUAAUUGAGUGUGGAAUUUCUUAUGUUUCCCGCCAAAAUUUAUAUAAAUACAGAUUAAGCUAGAGUUAGGGCUCUCUCUCUUAUCGUUGAUGACCUUGAUGUGCACGGGAUUCUUCGGGUUAACUCCUAAUCUC
Nasonia vitripennis (jewel wasp) is the source of this 3529-nucleotide messenger RNA. RefSeq lists its product as uncharacterized. Bases 476 to 2014 code for a protein of 512 amino acids. The record is from RefSeq and is a predicted model, not a curated record. The transcript is spliced from 7 exons. Gene Ontology annotation, biological process: cell adhesion. Gene Ontology annotation, cellular component: extracellular matrix. NCBI's taxonomy places the organism in Eukaryota, Metazoa, Arthropoda, Insecta, Hymenoptera, Pteromalidae.